AUGGCUAUUGUGGACAGUGACUUGAAGUUCGUUGCUGUAGACGUCGGUGCCUACGGACGACAGAGUGAUGGAGGUACCCUAAGUGCCUCUCGGUUCGGUAAAUGUCUCGAAAAUGGCCUCCUCGGCCUGCCACCACCAAAGCGGCUUCCAAACUCGACAGUAAUCGCACCAUAUGUGUUCUUGGGGGACGAAGCGUUCCACCUACGCCCCGACUUUUUGAGACCAUACCCGGGAAAGCACCAGGACGAUGACAAACGAAUAUUCAACUAUCGGCUCAGCCGUGCAAGGAGGUGCGCCGAAAACGCUUUUGGCGUGUUGGCAUCAAGGUUUCGGAUAUUCCGAAGAACCAUCAACCUGCUACCAGAACACGCAGACUACGUCGUCAUGGCAACUUGCGCACUACACAACUACUUGCGGGACGACUUUGUCUACAUUCCUCCUAGCUACGUUGACAAAGAGGAUGCCUAUGGCAACAUCACGAACGGCAACUGGCGAUCGACAUUGAAAGACGACGAAACAGUUAUGACGGACCUGGAGCCUCCGGUGGGGCACAAUUACAGCGGUUCCGCACGUGAAGCGAGGGACCUCUUCUGCUCCUACUUUAUGAGCAAGCAAGGGGCCGUACCUUGGCAGCGGACCUCUGCUGGGCUACGUCCUUAA
This is a messenger RNA of Ixodes scapularis (black-legged tick), 660 nucleotides long. RefSeq lists its product as uncharacterized. The transcript is spliced from 2 exons. Lineage: Eukaryota; Metazoa; Arthropoda; Arachnida; Ixodida; Ixodidae. The record is from RefSeq and is a predicted model, not a curated record. Bases 1 to 660 code for a protein of 219 amino acids.